Melanotaenia boesemani (Boeseman's rainbowfish) is the source of this 3414-nucleotide messenger RNA. It is a transcript of the gene cenpt, whose product is annotated as centromere protein T. Bases 243 to 3029 code for a protein of 928 amino acids. Gene Ontology annotation, biological process: kinetochore assembly; chromosome segregation; mitotic cell cycle. The transcript has 14 exons. NCBI's taxonomy places the organism in Eukaryota, Metazoa, Chordata, Actinopteri, Atheriniformes, Melanotaeniidae. Gene Ontology annotation, molecular function: protein heterodimerization activity; DNA binding. The record is from RefSeq and is a predicted model, not a curated record. Gene Ontology annotation, cellular component: kinetochore.
UAUAACGCGGGAAGUGGAAGGAACCAAAACGUUGCAGCAGACAACAGAGAAUAUUUAGCGGAGGUUAUUUAUUUAUUUUUUAACUUAACUAAUAAACUUCUCCGUGAUAGAUUCACCUUCGGGUUGAAAUAGAGCUAUAGUGAAAAAUCGGCUUCCUCCACUGGCAGGCACGGUUUUCAUAUUUUAGCAUUGGUAGUGUUUUUAAGCUUACUUAAACUAACCAGCUGGCUUGGAUUAGCUAAAUGGAUCUCACGGAGGACUUGACACCUAGAGUCCUGCUGAAACAUAUUCUCGUCACAGAGCCACCCAGGACCCCUGUCACUCGCAGUGAGACCAGGGGGCAAAGUUCCAGCGGAGUCCGGCGAAGGAGCCGACAGAGCAAUAAAAAAGCUGAGACCCAGACCCCACAAAGCAUCCUACGGCGCAGCCUGAGGGAGAAGAUUCGUGAGGAUAUAACUAGGAAGUCACUUCCUGCUACUAAACGGAGGACUGGCUCAGUCGUGUUCAAGAGGAUACAAACGCCCGCUGCAACAUCAUUGUUUUUGAGUGAUGGAGAUACUCCCAGGUACCUACUCAGGAACAUCUUGCAGACAGAGCCUGUGAAGUCACCUGUGGUUCAUGAGAAAAGGCCAUCUGAACAGCAAUAUCUGGCAUCAGCUGACAAAAAUGCUACCAGAACACGUCCCAGUGUUGAGCUGUCAGGGCUGGACCUGCCUGAUAUAACAAUUAGCCAUGAAGCAAGCACAGCAAAGGGACUGAGCAGGAAGAGACCACGUCGGAGCUUUAAUGUAACGGCUUUUGAAAAACGUCUUAAAGAUGGAGAUGAUGCUGAAGAAGAAGCUGAUAAUUCAACAGACAACCAUUCAUCACUUUCUGCGUCAAGCUCCACCUCCUUGACUCUAAAAACACCAUUUGUUGAUGUUCGGACGGAAAAAAAGGGUUUGCAGAGAAAAAUUUCUAACCGCCGAAAAAUCACAGAGGAAGAAUUUGGAGCUGCUGUGAACAGACGGCAGAUGGGAGUGGUAAGCAGCUACAACCAGAAAGAGCGAGAUCUCAGUGAGAUGACCUACUCUGAGGAUUUUAGCCUGGGUCUAAGCAAACUUGAGCCUGAUAUCACAACUGAUAUUGUGAACUGUAACACAGCUCUUUAUGAUCUACCUGAUGCCAUGACUUCCAACAUUUCCAUUGUUGCAACUCAAGACAAGCCCACUGUAAUGGCGUCUCAGCUUCAGAGAGGGAUGCAAGAGAUUGAGCAGGAGGAGGAAGUGGAGCUGAUGAAUGAUCAGUAUGUUUCUGAAGCCCAGUUGCAGGAAGAUGUAGAUGAAUCUGAACCCCAAAAUAAGAAACCUCAUGAUCAACAAGAAAAUGCUGCUGUUACUUCAACAUCUGCGGAAGAGGAGGGUUCAGUCAGGUCUCAGACUGUUGACACAGAUGUUGGAACUGAGUCUGAGGAAGUUGAAGCGCAAACUGGAGACGAGGCUGCAGCUGACUCUGACUCUGAAGAGGCUGCUGAGGCAAAUGAUCAGUUUGAGGGAGAACAGGUGGCACUAGACUCUGAAACAGAAGAAGAGGAAGGUUAUGCUGCAUCUCAAGUGGAAAUGGGUAAAGCUGAUUCCCAGUCUGACAAUGUUGAGGCAGGUUCUCAGUCUGAUGAAGAGGAAGUUGUACUGGGCUCUGAGGCCAAAGAGGAUGAAGAGGAAGAAGGUGAAGCGGAGUUGCAAAGUGAAGAUGUUGCAGCUGAUUCCCAGUCUGAGGAUGUUGAGGCGGGUUCUCAGUCUGAAGAGGAAGUUGUACUGGGCUCUGAGGCCAAAGAGGAUGAAGAUGAAGAGGAAGAAGAAGAAGGUGAAGAGGAGUUGCAAAGUGAAGAUGUUGCAGCUGAUUCCCAGUCUGAAGAUGUUGAGGCAGGCUCUGAGGCCAAAGAGGAUGAAGAGGAAGAAGGUGAAGAGGAGUUGCAAAGUGAAGAUGUUGCAGCUGAUUCCCAGUCUGAGGGUGUGGCAGCUGAGGAAGAUGAGGAUAUAACUGAGUCUCAGAGUGAAGAUGAUCAUCAGGAGGAAAGAGAAGAGGAAGAGCGGGCAUCAGAAGAACUGGAACUUGACUUGGAGCACACCAGCCGAUGGGCUCGCCGCUCUAAGGGUGCUCUUGUUGUACCCAUAACAGAGGCAGGGGAGGAGUUGGCCGAGUCCACUGUGGCAGGAAGGUCUGAUUCCAAAUCCAAAGCACACAUCGGUGUUGAGUUAAACGCCAGCCUUGAAAGGAGAAGCCAGGAGAGCAGUCAGCUUCACUCUGGGAGUCCUGGUGGGGCUGAACCCUCAGUGGACGAGCAGGACCAUGUUUCCUGUCCUGAGACCGAGCCAGAAGCUGGAAAAGGGAACUCGUUUAAUCUUCUUCAGGUGACUCAUGAAAUUGAAAUCAGCAGACACCUGGAUGACCUUUCACCUGAAGGAAUCCCUGCUCCGGAUUCUGAUGAGAAAGACGAAGAGUGGGAGGAAGAUGAUAACGAUGAUGUUGAUGAUGAUGGAGAAGAAGGUGAAGAAUUCCCCUCCAAAACACCUGCAUUUGUCAGAGAGAAAAGGAACUUCUUUCUUCCUGAUCCUCAGGCAUCACCUUCGGUUUUCAGAGAUAUUGAGCCUAGCAGUACAACUGAAGCUGCAGCUAAACCGAAGCAAGUGAAACAGAGGAAGACGAGGCCAUCUAUGAAGAAAGCAGUUCUUCCUAAGGCCUACCUUAUGAGUGUGUUCAAACACUUUGCCAAAACAAAGGUGUCUGCAGAUGUUUUCCCCGUCCUAAAUGAAAUAAUGGAUAAAUUUUUGACCCGGAUGGCUGAUGACUUGGAGACGUAUGCCAACCAUGCAAAGAGAACAACCAUUGAUUUUGAAGAUGCUAAACUUCUUUUGAAGAGGCAGGGUUAUGUAAAUGACAAGGUGCCAGUGGAGGUGCUAAUUGAAAAAUAUCUUCGUAUGGAGCAGCGAAAGCUCUUAAUACCCAUUGCAACCAGCGGAAAUGUUGUUAUUCCAAAAAGGCGAAGGUGAAUCCUGUGGACGUAGCUGCAGUUCAUCUGUCAGGCUCCUGCUUGUUUCCUUUUACACUGCAUCUAGCAUUUAUAUAUCUAGCAUAUAAAGAUAUUAAUCUUGGCAUAAAGAUUUCUGUAUAUGUAAAUAUUUGUCAAGAUAUUCAUGAAUAUGAAUGUGUCUUGUGUAUAGGGCCUUUUCUUUUGUCUACAUAAUGCUGUAUAAAAGAAAGAUUGCGUGUUCUAGCAUUGGAUUGUGGCAAUAUGAUAUAACAUUACCUGAGUAAGUCAAAUAAUUUUUUUUCCUGUUUUCUCUUUUGUUUAUAAUAUAGAAAAACACAUGUAUUUGAUACUAAAAUGUUCUGACUUCUGAAACUAAGGUUUAAAUAAAGUCUUUAUUUCACACA